AUGUCAAUGGAAACUCCCUCUGGUCUUUUCCGCUUUCCGAUCACGAAGCUAUGUAUGGUGAGCACGGGAGCUGUGGCACUCUCUGCCUCAGUGGCCAAUUACAAGUACAUCUUUCUAGCGCGAUAUGAGCCGUUCAUCUCUGAUUAUAAGCAGUAUUACAGAUACUUUAUAUUCCAGUUGGGAUGUGCAAACGAGACGGAUGUAGCGUUAGUUAUACUCCUGUGGUAUCAGUUCAGGAAUUUGGAAAGAAUCAUGGGAUCCUACAAAUACAUUAGUGUGCUUUCAUUGGCGCUAGUUUACACCACAUUAUGCCUAGCGGGUCUGAAUCUUCUUUUGAAUUCUCUUUUGCCAUGGAAAAUGCUCAAUUCUCUUUGUACAGGUCCUUUAGCUCUCAUAUUGGCGAUGUUCCACUUCUACAAAGAGUACACUCCACAGAUAUACGAGUUUGACAUCCUACUGACGCAGCCCUGGACAAGACGAUCAAAUAAGAAGCAGCACAAGUGGCAGUUAAAUGAUCAGUUUCUUGUGAAUGCUCUUGUGAUCAUUUUGCUGUUAAAUCAAGGAUUUUCUGGCAUUGGCUGUGGGUUUAUCGGCUGGCUCUGUGGGAUAUUCCUUGAUAGAGGUCUGUUCCCCGGUGUUGAUCGUUGGAGACUGCCGUUCAUCGAGAGGCUCCUUAUCUCUACGGGCUUCAACGAUUCGAACGAUGCCAUUCUGGAUGACGCUGAUCGCUACAGAGACAUAGAUACCGACGCUGCUGGUGGCAACGGUAACGAACCACUUAGCCUCGACGAUGAAAAUGCUAACGAUGAACCGGCACGUCCGUUAGGUGUGCAGUUCUUGGAUACUUUCAGGAGAUGA
Messenger RNA from Torulaspora globosa, 858 nucleotides. RefSeq names its product Dsc2p (gene DSC2). The transcript has a single exon. Lineage: Eukaryota; Fungi; Ascomycota; Saccharomycetes; Saccharomycetales; Saccharomycetaceae. The record is from RefSeq and is a predicted model, not a curated record. Bases 1 to 858 code for a protein of 285 amino acids.